AUCAUUAUAAUCUUGACAUAAGUGUACAAUAUUUUUCUUUAUAUAGGACACACAUAGUAGACACACAUAUAACUUCGACCACUAGAGCUUAAAUGGAGUUUAAACAGUUAUCUUGUUUAAUUGUACUAUGUUUGACUCUUAUAAAAAUUAAUGCUUCCCAAUCAGGAGAAGGAUAUUGGAAAUCUAUUUGGCCAAACACUCCUAUGCCGAAGACUCUCUUAGACUGGCAGAUUGUGUCCGAGAGUGAAACUACAGCAGCCAUUAGAGAUCAAGAAGAGAAGGAAGAUUGGACAGCAUUUUUUGAACAUGACCUCUAUCCUGGAAAAAAAAUGACUUUAGGCGUCCACAAGCCUUUUGAUAGGCAACCGUUACCAUCAAAGCUGGCACGGCUGCCUAUCAGAAAAACAAAUCAAGAUUUUGGGUCUCACACACAAGAUGAAGUAAAGCAACCUUUGGGAACAUGGAUAUGGAGUGAAAGACAUAGCAUUGAAAGCUUCUGUGCGACCCCGUCAGCUAUAGGAGAAGACAAGUAUUGCGCACCAUCACUAAAAUUAAUGAUGGAUUUUGCGAUUUCAAAGCUUGGAAAAAAUAUUAAGGUGAUUUCAAGUUCGUUUUCCCAAAAUCAAGAUCAAUAUAUGGUAGAGGAAGUGAAAAAAAUCGGAGACAAAGCAGUUAUGUGUCAUAGAUUAAAUUUCAACAAAGUUGUAUUUUAUUGUCACGAAGUCAAUGCAACAACAACUUACAUUGUUCCAUUGGUUGCCUUUGAUGGAACUAAAGCUAAGGCACUAACAAUAUGCCACCAUGAUACAAGAGGUAUGGAUCCUAAAGUGCUUCAUCAAGUUCUUAAAGUUAAACCUGGAACAAUUCCUAUAUGUCAUUUUAUUGGCAAUAAGGCUGUUGCUUGGGUACCUAAUCAUGUUGUAAGUGAGCCAUAUGACCACCCUUGUGUCAUAUAGACUCUAUCCAGCAGUAAAUGCAUAUUAUAUUAUAGUAGUAUAUGCAUACUAUUUCUAAUCAUUUUCAUUUCUCAAAAAAAAAAAAAAAUUCUAAUCAUUUUCACAUCAAAAUCAAGCACAAUAGUUAAGGAUUUGCAACUUUGUGGGCCACUCAUGUUCAAACACGUUUUCGUUUAAGAAGUGUAUAAGGAAUAAUGUGACAUGUAUGCUAUUGGGCCCUUUUAAGUUUUUAAGUUAUUAAU
Trifolium pratense (red clover) is the source of this 1198-nucleotide messenger RNA. Its product is annotated as embryonic abundant protein VF30.1-like. The transcript has 3 exons. The coding region runs from base 93 to 956 and encodes 287 amino acids. Lineage: Eukaryota; Viridiplantae; Streptophyta; Magnoliopsida; Fabales; Fabaceae. The record is from RefSeq and is a predicted model, not a curated record.